CAUCCAUCAUCCUUCCUAUAAUCUCGGCAGUCGCGUCGUGCUCGCGCUUUGGGGCCGGUUCCGCACUCCACAACAGCUCCUAAGAGUGCAGAGCUCCUUAAGAAACAGACCUUGUCAGACACCAAGCCUGACAGCUCCCAUUUCAUUGACGGGCAGCCAUCCUGUUGAGGAUUAUGCAAUGCGACCUGGCAGAUGCUCCCGUGCAAGAGGUCGUCCACUAUUGCUAUCUCGCCACUCAGUGGCGGGCUCAUCGACCAUCGCAGCGUCCUGCGCCGAAUCAUCUCGACCACUUUCGACUAGGACGCCACCGUGCGGCUGCUGACGAGGACCGAGGUGCACAACGCCUUUAAGCGGUCCCGAGGCCUCCGAUCCUUCUGAUCUGGUCGUCAAAUGCUCAACUAGCAUACAAAAAAAAUUGAUCACACGAUUAGAACAGUUCAGCACACGUCUAUACGGUCACAAUUUGCGUGCUUCGGCGCUGUCAACGAUCACAAGAUGGAUAUCCUCAGUGGCACGAGCUCCUACGUGGGAAUGGCUGCCAGCCCAAGUAUCAACACGCUUCAGGAAGCGGCUACGCUCCCAAGUCCUACAGGAAAUACCGGUGCUCCAGAAGUGGACAGAAAUUGCCGACUACUAGGGCCUUUCGCCUUGGUUUUACAAGGCGUGAUGGGCUUGCUCGUCAUUGGCUCACUCAUAUACAAACGAAAUCGUGAACACCCGCGACGAAAGUGGAAGGUCUGGAUCCUCGACGUCACCAAGCAAAUGACCGGGCAGGUGUUCGUACAUGUACUGAACAUCAUCCUGUCCGAUGCGGUAGCAGCACACGGAAAGCGAAAUCCAUGCUCCCUCUAUUUCCUUAAUAUCAUCAUCGAUACGACCUUUGGCGUCCUCAUCAUCUACAUCACUCUACAUUGGCUCACGUAUCUAAUUACCGAGGUCUGGGGUUACGAUGGUUUCGUGUCCGGGCAAUAUCGUCCGGCGGGUACGCGUGGGCGACCGAAAGUCGAAUUUUGGUUCAAGCAGCUGGCGACGUACCUCGUCGCUAUCUUGAUCAUGAAGCUCAUCGUCACUGUCCUUUUCUGGCUCUUCCCGUUCCUCGUCGUGUUUGCCAAGUGGCUGAUUAAUUUGUUUGGCGAGCAUCAAAAGGCGCAAGUCUUCUUUGUUAUGGCGGUCGUACCGCUCGUAAUGAACGUAAUACAGUUCUGGCUGAUCGACUCGCUGCUUCGCCACAACCCAGAGACGAGCCGCUACUCGAAAGUCAGCGUUUUGGAGGGCGGUGCAGAGGGAGACCACGGAGAUGAUGAUGACUACGAUGAGGAAGAGGCCAUCGACAGGCUCGAGGACGCGCGGGAUUCGAUCGGGCAGCCAUCACUCCAGAGCGGUCCCGGGGUCCGGUAUCGAGUACAGGAAGGGAUCACGCGCGAUGGCAACUCAGCAUUCGUCCUUGGAGAUGGUGAGGACGGGGAGGCGAGCCUGGAGGCGAACGCGAAGCGGCACCGUGGCAAUGCGGGGCCUUCACAGCCGAGCAAAGGAUAUGGCAGUACGCUCAAAUCACCGCCACUCCGGCCGCAGUCUUCUGGCCACGGUUCUCAUCGAUCUUCACUCGACGAGCUGCGAUUAGAGGCUGCGUCAAUAUUGAGCGACGGUAAAGCCGCGAGCGCACGUAACUCGAAUGAGAGCAAGAGAACGUAUGCCUCAUCGCCGCCACCGCGACGAGGCGAGGCCCAUCACCUUUCAAGAAGCGUUGACUUCUCUCAGGAGGGUGAUGCGUGAUGGCAAGUCUGUGGUCGAAUAAUAUGUAUGGUUGCAAAGCGGAAACAAUUUGCAAUU
Messenger RNA from Tilletiaria anomala UBC 951, 1830 nucleotides. RefSeq lists its product as uncharacterized. NCBI's taxonomy places the organism in Eukaryota, Fungi, Basidiomycota, Exobasidiomycetes, Georgefischeriales, Tilletiariaceae. Bases 496 to 1773 code for a protein of 425 amino acids. The record is from RefSeq and is a predicted model, not a curated record. Gene Ontology annotation, cellular component: membrane. The transcript has 6 exons.